AUGACCAGGAAUGAAGCAGCCUCGCGCAUGAGCUCGGUGACGAGCGCCUCGACUGACAGUGGCCGGUCCUCCGUAACCGUCAAGCCGCUCCCUUCUACCCCAAUCCCAACCGCGUCCCCCUCCCUCCGCGGCGCCUCGCCCUCCCCCGAGGACGGCCGCGGUCUGCGGCACACCGCCUCUGUCGACUCCCGCCGCGGACCUCCCUCGCGUCUUAGGACCGACGACAAUGCCAACCUCAGAAAUCGAACUGUGAUCCGGCAAGACAGCCAGAUCUCCCCUACCUCUACCGCCGCCACAGUCGGUACGACACGAGGCACGGCCCCUCCCUUGUCAUCGACAGGCUCCAACAACAUCAACAUGCAUACCGGCCGUGAUCACCGCGACCAGCACCCGCACCAGCAUCAGCACCGUGCCGACUUUGGUAACUACCGCCGCGACCUCGCCGUUUUAGACGCAGAUACCCGGUCAGGCUCGGGCGGCGGAGACAAUAGCAGCCACCAUGGCGGCCGCACCAGCAGUGCUCCCCAGAUCCCACAGCUAGCCUCCCUGGGCAGCCCGGGCCUGUCUCAGAUUGCGCCCUGGAUGUCCGCUGGCGGAAGCAGCAGCAACAACAACGACGGCCAUGCCGCCAACGCAGCAGCGACCCCCGGGACAGCCGCUGGAGGCGGUGGUGGUGGCGGCGGCGGCGGCGGCCUGGCCUCCACCAGCUUCUACAAUGACUCGAGCGAAAACGUCUCCAUUGCAUCACAGCUCUCACCCGCCUUCCGCACAAACUCCCUCUCUCUCACCCGGCACCAUUCCGCCCAGACCCCCGCCAGCACCAGCAACGAGUCCCCCGAUGCAGCCUUCUUCAACGACGACCGCCGGCCGUCCGUCGCCAGCAUCGCCACCAGCGCCAGCAGCACGGGCUCCAAAGCCAGCGACCGCCGCGGCGGGGGCUUUCGCAAGCUGCAAGGUUUCUUUGGCGAAGAGUUCCCGGGCCGUGACAAUUCCGACGCCAGCAUCAGUACGACGGGCAAAGAAACGAGGUCGCAAUCGUAUAGCCACGGCCGCCCUCACCGCGAUCGCAACCUUUCGAAUGCCACCGACCGGGAUCCCUCGCCAUCCUCCUCGCGUCCUCGCACGCCUGUGCCGGCGCCAGAGGUCGUUCCAUUCCUCUACCAAGAGGCCGAUGAUAUUGCGAGGUAUGGUGAGGCUCCCGUCCGAGACACCCUGAGCGGUCCCGACCGAGACCGCUAUGUCAACGAGGCCUCUGGUCAGAAUCCGCCCAAGACCUCCUCGUCCUCCCGCUCCGGCCACUCACUGCCGCACCUUCCGCACCAUCACCACCGCCACAACAAGAGCAACGACGACCCCCGCACCAUUCUGCACACAAUCAGCAGGGAAGACUCGAUCGCCAGCAUGCGCGAGCGCGCCACGCCGGCCAUGUACACCUCCACGCGCUCCCGGGCCCAGAGCCCCACCCCGAGCGGAAACAGCGGUAGCGGCAGCGCAUCCUUUAGCGCCCCGAAGACCAGCUUCACCGACGGACAGAUCUCGCCGCCUGGUGGGCACCCGAAAAAGGGUUUGCUCGGUCGAUUAAGACGGCAUAAGGACAAGGACGACGGCGCCAGCAGUGGCGGCAACAAUAGCAACAACGGCGGCGGCAGCCACACCGCCCACAGCAUCGCCGCGCAGCUCAAGAAGGUACCCCAUAACGCGCACAACCUCUCGUCUCGCCCGUCACGACACGAUGUAUCGCGCGCCGAGCUAGGCGGCCACUUCUUCGGCUCCGACAUGUCCUUGUCACAACGCUUCCACGGCGACUACGAGGGCGCCGCACAGCAGGCACGCCACGGCAGCACAUCGCGGCAGGCCACCUUCAACAACAAGUUCCCCUUCUCCAAAAAGAACCGGACGCACCGCCACAUCGACGACCAGGAGGAGAUGAUCGGCCCCACCGACCGCGCAGACAACGGCACGCAGUUCUUCCUUGAUACGGACCUCAACAACAUGGAUGGCAUUUUGAGUCGACCCCUCCCACUCACGCCCAUGGACGCCGAUGCCCACCGAGGCGCCGAAUCGGACCGCGGCACCGGCACGCCCCGCAUCAACCACUACUUCCAAAAACACAUUCCCCACUUUGGCACACAUCACAACUCGCCGGCUGCAUCGACGGCUGCGAUAGCAGGGCCCGGCAUAGCGCCGAGCGGGGCCAGCGGCCCCAACGGGUCCAAUGGGCCCAACGGCGCAUGGAAUGCGCCCGACAGCUGGGCCGUGCGCCGUACAGGCGACGAUGUGGCCGCGCACCACCUGCCGGAGACCGACGACUUUGGCAGCCCGCCCCGCAACCCUGAAGAGAAGGUGCAAAACUACUGCAUCCGCGUGUUUAAGAGCGACGGAACCUUUGCCACUCUUCAGAUGCCCCUUACCGCCUCGGUCCAAGACGUCGUUGCGCAGCUCGCCAAGCGCGUCUUCACCGAGAGCCAAAACUUCCAGAUUGUCCUGAAACGGCACGGCAUCAUCCGCAUCCUCAGCCCUGCGGAGCGCCCACUCAUGAUCCAAAAGCGCCUGCUCCAGCAGGUCGGCUAUGAGCAGCGCGACCACAUUGAGGACAUCGGCCGCGAGGACAACAGCUACCUCUGCCGCUUCCUGUUCGUCUCCGCGCACGAGAGCGACUUCCAGUCUCGGUCACACGAUCUUGGCUUCAGCCGCAUGCCGAAACUGAACCACGUCGACCUGUCCAGCCGGAACCUCAUUACCAUCCCCAUCACCCUCUACUCGAAAGCCGCCGACAUCACCUCCCUCAACCUCUCCCGCAAUCUCUCUCUCGACGUGCCGCGUGAUUUUAUCCAGUCUUGUCUCAACCUGCGCGACAUCAAGUACAGCAACAACGAGGCGCGCAAGAUCCCACACAGUCUGGGUCGUGCCAGCCGCCUGACGUUCCUCGAUGUAUCCAACAACCGCAUCGAGACAAUGGAACAUGCCGAGCUCGAGGACAUUACGGGCGUGCUGAAGCUCAACCUGGCCAACAACCGCCUCAAGCAGCUGCCCUCCUACUUUUGCGCCUACCAUGCGCUGCGCACCCUCAACAUCUCGUCCAAUUUCCUCGACAAAUUCCCCGGCUUCGUAUGCGAGCUUGAGAGUCUGGUCGACCUGGACCUGAGCUUUAACCUAAUCAGCAGCCUACCCGACGCCAUUGGAAACCUUCGCAACCUGGAAAAGUUUGUGAUUACGAACAACCGCCUGAGCGGUGCCUUUCCGCUGGGAUUCCAGGACCUACAGAGCCUCCGCGAGCUGGACAUCAAGUACAACACCAUUACAAGCAUCGACAUUAUUUCCGAACUGCCGAAACUGGAGAUUCUGACCGCAGACCACAAUGCCAUCUCCCAGUUUGUUGGCAGCUUCGAGCGCCUUCGGUCUCUCAAGCUGAAUGCGAACCCCAUCACCCGGUUCGAGAUUGUCAACCCGCUGCCGACGCUCAAGCUGCUGAACCUCUCGAAUGCUCAGCUGGCCAGCAUAGACGACUCGUUCAACAACAUGCGCAACCUGGAGAGCCUGCAUCUCGACAAGAACUACUUUGUCUCGCUGCCCAACCAGAUUGGCAACCUCGGCCGCCUCGAGACCUUUAGCAUUGCCAACAACUCCGUUGGCGAGCUGCCGCCCGAGAUCGGCUGUCUGACCGAGCUGCGUGUCCUGGACGUGCGCGGCAACAACAUCCGCAAGCUGCCCAUGGAGAUCUGGUGGGCCAACAAGCUCGAGACACUCAACGCCUCGUCCAACGUGCUCGAAAAUUUCCCGAAACCCGCGUCGCGCGCACCGCAGGUGCCUGGCGAAUCGAACAAGGACAACGUGUCGUCCGCUCAGGGCCGCAUGAUGAGCACCGUCGGCACAUUGUCUUCGACGCCGAGUUCCGAAGAGCUCAGCGCCGACGGCUCGCGCCGCCCGAGCCAGGCCUCCAGCACACUGUUGAGUGUCGGCCCGUCGCCUGUCCCGUCCGGCCCUGACCGGAAGAGUUCGGUCGUGUCCGUGUACGGCAAAGGUGGGCGUAAGACGUCCAUUGUGUCGCGCAGCACCGCUCAGAGCUCCGGCAUGGCGACACCCACAGCGAGCUCACGAAAGGACUCGGGCCUGUCGUCGCGCAUUACCAACACUUUUGCCGGGUCGCUGCGGAACCUCUACUUGGCGGACAACCAGCUGGACGACGAAGUCUUUGAGCAACUGGCCCUCUUGGGCGAGAUCCGUGUGCUCAAUGUGUCGUACAACGACCUCACGGACAUACCGCAGCGGUCUAUGACAAGUUGGCCGCAGCUAGUUGAGCUGUACCUCUCGGGCAAUGAGCUGACGACGCUACCCGCCGACGACCUGGGCGAGUACAGCAUGCUGCAAGUUCUGCACAUCAAUGGCAACAAGUUCACCAACCUGCCGGCCGACAUUUCCCGCGCCAAGAAGCUGGCCGUGCUCGACUGCGGCAACAACUCGCUCAAGUACAACAUCUCCAACGUGCCAUACGACUGGAACUGGAACUUGAACCGCAAUCUGCGGUACCUGAACUUGUCUGGCAACCGACGUCUCGAGAUCAAGCAGACGGCGUACAAUGCCAGUGCGGCCAUGCGCUCGGCGGAGCAGUACGCCGACUUCAAUCGGCUGCCGAAGCUGCGCGUGCUCGGUCUCAUGGAUGUCACGCUCACGCAGCCUAGCGUGCCCGACCAGACCGAGGACAGCCGUGUCCGGACGUCCGGAUCCAUGGCAGGGUUCCUGCCGUACGGCAUGGCGGACACGCUGGGCAAGAACGAGCAUUUGUCGACCAUUGACCUGGUCGUGCCUCGAUUCUCCUCCAACGCCAACGAGGGCAACGAGCAGGACACGCUGCUGUGUCUGUUUGACGGCCAGGCCUUGUCGUCGGGUGGCUCCAAGAUUGCCAAGUUCUUGCACGAGAACUUUAGCCGCAUCUUUGCCGCCGAGCUCAAAGCGCUCAAGGCGAACCAGGGCGUGACCAUCGAGGACUGCCUGCGCCGCGCGUUCCUGACGCUCAACAAGGACCUGGUCACGAGCUCGAUCCAGGCCGAGGACCGCCUGCCGCUAUCGUCGUCCUCGCCGGCGGUCGCUCACCGCGGCUCCAUUGCCCCUAUGGUGCUCACCAAGGAGGACCUCAACUCCGGCGGCGUCGCGACGGUCGUCUACCUGCUGGGCCAGGAGCUGUACGUGGCCAAUGUCGGUGACGCACAAGCCAUGCUCAUUCAAAGCGACGGCUCGCACAAGGUGCUGACGCGCAAGCACGACCCCGCCGAGCCCAACGAGCGGUCGCGCAUCCGGGACGCGGGCGGCUGGGUGUCGCGCAACGGCCGGCUCAACGAUGUGCUGGACGUGUCGCGCGCGUUUGGCUACAGUGAGCUGAUGCCGUCCGUCAUGGCGGCACCCCACGUGGUGAACCACAAGGUGCGCGAACAGGAUGAAACGGUGGUGCUGGCCACCAAGGAGCUCUGGGAGUACCUGAGUCCCGGCCUUGUGGUCGACAUUGCGCGGCAGGAGCGGGGCGACCUGAUGCGUGCCUCGCAGAAACUGCGCGAUCUGGCCAUGGCAUACGGCGCGAGCGGCAAGAUCAUGGUCAUGAUGCUGAGCCUGUCUGACCUCAAGCGCAAGACGGAGCGGUCGCGCCUGCAUCGCGGCCAGAGCAUGUCGCUGUAUCCGUCGGGCGUGCCCGAGGAGGCGGCGCAGCAGUUCUUGCCGACGCGGCGCGGCAAGCGCACCAAGGGCGACGUGCUGGACUCGACCCUGCAACGCCUGGACGCCGAGGUACCGGCCCCUACGGGCCUGAUUGCGAUUGUGUUUACCGACAUCAAGAGCUCGACAACGCUCUGGGAAAUCUACCCGGCGGCCAUGCGCUCGGCGAUUAAGCUGCACAACGACGUCAUGCGGCGGCAGCUGCGCUACAUUGGCGGGUUCGAAGUCAAAACGGAAGGUGACGCAUUCAUGGUGUCCUUCCCGACGGCCACGUCGGCGCUGCUGUGGGCGUUCGCCGUGCAGCUGCAGCUGCUGGACGCGCCCUGGCCGACGGAAAUGCUCAACUCCGUGACGUGCCAGCCGAUCCUCGACAAGGACAGCAACAUCAUCUUCCGCGGUUUGUCGGUGCGCAUGGGCAUUCACUGGGGCGAACCACUGUGCGAGCCCGACCCAAUCACACGACGCAUGGACUACUACGGCCCCAUGGUCAACAAGGCGGCGCGGAUCAACAGCAUCGCCGAUGGUGGCCAGAUCACGGUGUCGUCCGACUUCAUCUCGGAGAUCCAACGGUGCCUCGAGACGUACCAAGAAUCGCCGACAGGGUCUGGCGGCGCAGGCGGAUCGAGCGAAGACGGCGUGGGCCGCGGCAGUGUUAGCGGCAAUGGUAGCGUCAGCGCCGCUGGCGGUUCCGUGGGCGGCAGCUCCACGGCCGGCACGGGUUUCGACGACGACACGUUUGCGCAGACCAUCCGCAAGGAGCUCAAGGCCCUGUCGUCGCAGGGGUUCGCCGUCAAGGAGCUCGGCGAGAUCAAGCUCAAGGGCCUCGAAAACCCGGAAGUCGUCUACUCGCUGUAUCCUCACGCGCUGGCCGGCCGCAUGGAGGCACAUUCGCACCACGAGCGCCUGGCCGCCGCGGUUGCUGCCGCGGCGAGCGGUGUCGAAGGUGCCGCCGUCAAUGGCUCUGGCAGUGGCAGCUACCAUAACAACAGCACAGCUGGGGCAACAGCAGCCGCCGCCGCCGCCGCCGUGGCCACCGCCGGUAGUGCCAGCAGCAGCGAUGCCAACACGAUUCCGGCCGGCGGGCGCGCGUUCCCUGGCUCCAAGCUGCCGGCGCCGACGUCGGCCAUUAUCCUGGGCGACCCGGACACGGAUGACCUGCGGAUGAUUCCCGAGGUGAUUUGGGGCCUGUGGCGCGUCAGUCUGCGCCUGGAGAUGCUGUGCAGCUCGCUCGAGCAGGUGGACGGAAGCGGGCUGCAGCCACCGGAGACGGAGCUGCUGGAGCGCAUGAAGCAGCGCGGCGCCAACGUGACGGAGCGGUUCCUCCUGAACUUUUUGGCGCACCAAAUCAGCCGCAUCGAGACGUGCAUCAACACGCUGACGGUGCGGCACAUGGCCAUGGGUGCGUACAAGGCCAAAUAUGGCCCGCUGCAGGGCGGCCACAUUGAAGACGAAAUGGAGGACGAAGACGACGAAGACGACGAAGGCAGCGACACCGAGCAGGAGUAG
Messenger RNA from Sporothrix schenckii 1099-18, 7209 nucleotides. RefSeq names its product adenylate cyclase. NCBI's taxonomy places the organism in Eukaryota, Fungi, Ascomycota, Sordariomycetes, Ophiostomatales, Ophiostomataceae. The record is from RefSeq and is a predicted model, not a curated record. Gene Ontology annotation, biological process: intracellular signal transduction; cAMP biosynthetic process. The transcript is spliced from 4 exons. The coding region runs from base 1 to 7209 and encodes 2402 amino acids. Gene Ontology annotation, molecular function: protein binding; adenylate cyclase activity; magnesium ion binding.